AUGGCACCCCUCGGUGGUUUCGUCCCCUGGAACAUAGGGACUCGGGACAAUACUGAACAGCGAUACCCCAUCAGGGUCCCAAGCUUCGGCGGAGAUUACAUCUUCCACACCACUAGCCGGCAGGUAUUCGAGUUCCUCGAGGCGGGCAACGGAUACUGCGAGAUCCCCCAAGACUGGCACGCCGCCGCCAACCUCCCGCACGUCCCCUGCAUCAGGUCCCUCGGCGUGGCCAAUCUGACCUGGUAUUCCAUCGCCAAGCUGUUCAUCGCCUUCGCCAUGGUCGUGGCCAUCACCUUGCUCAUCUGUUGGCUGUGUGCCCGAAUGGGAUGGUGCUUCCGCCAGCCCCGUGGCACCACCAGGCGCGAUCAGGGAGUGGAGCUGAGAGCUCUUGACGCCAACCACUGGCGCCGGCAGCAGAGGGGGAAUGUGGCAGCUGGAAAUCAGGAAGCCAACGGAGGCAUGACUACGUCCAGGCUCAGAGAUUGGCGAAACCGUCAUUUUCAUCGACCCAGGUAUGGGCUGCACGACGCCAAUAACAACAUGCCUCAUGCGCCACCCGAGACUCAUGCGAUUUCGUGGAGGAGGCGAAUCCAUGUUAGGUUCACCACUUUUCGAAGAGCUCGACGAACUCGAUCGGAUAGAAGAGCUAGGGACAACAUUGACGGAACUUUGUAGUUAAUUUGGAGACAUUGAAAAAAAGCUACUUGGCUGAAUAUUUCUGACCGAUUCGAAGUCGCGUGGGAACUUGUUGUGGGUUAGGCC
Messenger RNA from Pyricularia oryzae 70-15, 762 nucleotides. RefSeq lists its product as uncharacterized. The transcript is spliced from 2 exons. The record is from RefSeq and is a predicted model, not a curated record. Bases 1 to 675 code for a protein of 224 amino acids. NCBI's taxonomy places the organism in Eukaryota, Fungi, Ascomycota, Sordariomycetes, Magnaporthales, Pyriculariaceae.